Molecule: messenger RNA, 1076 nt
Organism: Paramacrobiotus metropolitanus
Lineage: Eukaryota; Metazoa; Tardigrada; Eutardigrada; Parachela; Macrobiotidae
Product: C-type lectin mannose-binding isoform-like
Exons: 5
Coding region: 171-728 (185 amino acids)
Source: RefSeq, a predicted model, not a curated record
UUCGGUAUGAACAAGUUAAAGGUUUCCAACCGCGAUACCAACCACGGUCAAACAAAUUUUUAAAAAUUCCCAUCUACGUGUAAAUUGUUAAGUAAAAAUAUUCUACACUUAUUCUGUCAGUUAAUAUUGUUCCCUUAUACACGCGCUUUUGUGCGUUCUCUCAAAUCAUAAUGAAGGUUACCUUAUUUACCGGCUUGUUUGCCAUAUUAUACAAAACCGCGCUGUGUGGGCAAUGCCCGGAUAUGUGGAUGAAAUUCGGCAGUAAUUGUUAUUUUUUUGCAACUGAUUUUCCUGGGGGAAAUUUUUGGGAAACGGCUGCGUUUUGUAAAAUGUUUGGACCAAACGCUCAUUUGGCGGAAAUUAACAGUAUGGCGGAAUAUUACUUCCUCCGCGAUACAGUGAAAUCUUUGGGAAAGUGGCCGCUUGGACCAUGGUUGGGCAUGAUACGACCGCAUUCUACUAAGACCACGUACAUGAACCCAUCCACCGGAAAAGAAGCGGAUGAUCCAGAGUUCAAUGAGAUGGUGCACAAUCUGGAGUCCAGAGUGCAGAUUAAUGAAAACUGCAUGGGCUUCGAUGCCAAUGGAAAUGGAUUUGGAUUCUGGAAUUGCACACAUAGCGGCAGUCCAUUGUGUGAAAUCGAUGCCGGUGUAUCUAUCCAAGGAACUGCGACACUGAUUUUAUGCAGCCUCGCCAUUACGCUGUUCAGCUGUUUUGUAAAUGCUUAGUAAAUUUCUUUUCUGGAACUACAAGUAAAUGUCUCCAAGUGCUUCUUUUAUACUGACAAGUUGCUGGAACGUGACCUGCAUUCUUCUUAUGACCUUGUAGCAAAUUCCAUUUUUUGUGGCGAGUGUCCAAGAUAAGCAGAAUAAUGUCACCAGGUUAUAACUUCACGUGUAUAAUUAUGAAAAUCUUUUGGUUAGCUAACGAGGUCCACAGUGUGCUGUGGUUCUGGUCUCAAUUUACCUGUAUAGUCCGUAAUAAUCGAGAUUUAUGGAACAAUAAUACGGUACAUACCAGCUUGCGAAGGUUGGGCCCUGAAAAUAAAAAUAUAAACUUCCACCGUACAUGAACAC